This is a messenger RNA of Penicillium taxi, 180 nucleotides long. RefSeq lists its product as uncharacterized. The record is from RefSeq and is a predicted model, not a curated record. Bases 1 to 180 code for a protein of 59 amino acids. Lineage: Eukaryota; Fungi; Ascomycota; Eurotiomycetes; Eurotiales; Aspergillaceae. The transcript is spliced from 2 exons.
AUGGUGGCAAAGGAUCCGAAUAUCGAUGGUCAUAAUAUUGUCACUGUGAUCAUUGACUGGGAGCUCAGCGGCUUUCAUUCGAAGUAUUUUGAGUGUACUACUUUACCUAACGCGCCCCGUGGGCGUAGCGAAUGGAACCGACUAACUAAGACUUUCGCAGAUGAUCGGACAACUCUUUAA